Messenger RNA from Apis laboriosa (Himalayan honeybee), 962 nucleotides. RefSeq names its product nucleolar protein of 40 kDa-like. Gene Ontology annotation, biological process: RNA stabilization. Gene Ontology annotation, molecular function: zinc ion binding; RNA binding. The transcript has 2 exons. The record is from RefSeq and is a predicted model, not a curated record. NCBI's taxonomy places the organism in Eukaryota, Metazoa, Arthropoda, Insecta, Hymenoptera, Apidae. Bases 88 to 882 code for a protein of 264 amino acids.
AUGAAAUUUGAUUGACGUUUGUUUAUUUUCUGCUUACAUAUGUUAAUCAUAUAAUUUAUAAUAAAAUAAUCUUGUUAAGUUUUAAAAAUGACUAAUUGUGAAUUAAAUCAAAUAUUUCUUGGAGAAAUUGCAUCUGUACAAAAUUAUGGUGCUUUUAUCAGAAUCCCAGGUUGUUCUGUACAAGGAUUAAUACAUAGAUCACAAAUUAGUUGUGUUCAUGUUGAUAAUGUUACAGAAGUUUUACAAAAAGGGGAACGUGUUUGGUGUAAAGUUAUUUCUAUUGGAGAUGAUAGAAAAAUAGGAUUAUCUAUGAAAUAUGUAAAUCAGGGAAAUGGUACAGAUUUAGAUCCAAAUGGAGUACAAUUACAAAGAGAUAUACAAAAGAAAAAGAUUAUUGAAAAGCAUGAACGCAAAACUAUACAUUUAGAAGCAGUUCUUAAUACUACAUGUAAAAAGUGUGGAACUGCUGGUCAUUUAUCUAAUGAUUGUUUUAUGAGUCCUGAUGGAAAAAAGUAUGAACUAAUUCCAGAAAUAGAAGAACAGAAAAAAGAAGAACAAAAAGAUGUUCAAACAGAAACUAAUAUAAGUAAGAAAGAAAAAAAACAUAAACAAAAGAAAUUAAAAAAGAAAAAAAAAUCUAAAAGAAUCAGACAAGAUAUUCUUGAUAGUGAUUCUGAUGAAAGUAUAAUUAAAAAAAAAAAGAAAAAAUAUUCUAAAGAUCAGAAAAGAAAGAAAAAAUAUGACAGUUCUUCUAGUGAUGAAAGUUCUAGUGAUAGUGUUUCUAGUCAUGAUAUGAAAGCUCAUAAACGAAAGCAUUCAGAAAAUUUAGAAAAACAUACUAAGAAAUGUAAACAUUCAAAAACUAAAUAUACUGAUAAGUGAAAAUAUAAAAUAUAAAAGCUUUAAAAUUCAAAAUUAUUUUUUGUGUUAAUUUUAUAUUUUUUUAAAUAAUUAAAAUAUUU